CGAGGGUAUGUAAAAAAACAUUUAUAUACAUAUAUGUAUCAUAUCAUUUUAAAAAUAAAAAUUGUAUAUAUUAUAAUCGUUCGUUGGUUUUAUAGAGAGCUUUUAUUCGGUCUGCCCCGAAAAGCUCUGCGCUUAUAUGGCCGAACAAUGUGGCAGAGUUAAAGUGGCCGUAGACCCGUUUUGCGGCGCCGGAGGGAACGUGAUUCACCUGGCACGUAGAUUCGACAAAGGUACUGUAAUAUUUUUUGCAUUAAAAAUAAAUAAAACCGUUUUCGUAGAAAUAAAAUGAGAAAACAUAUUAUCUCUACUUAAUUGUAAUUACCGAAAUAUAACAAUUGUAUACAAUGUAACCUACCUAUAUAUUGUAUUAUAAUAAUAUAUUAAUUGGUACACCUAUUAUCUGCAAUUUCUAAUAAUUGUAAUAUUUUAUGUUUGUAAUAGUAAUUGCUGUAGAUAUUGACGCGGAUAAAAUUAUAAUGGCCAAGCAGAAUGCCGCGAUUUAUGGAGUUGGAGAUAAAAUUGAAUUCAUUGUUGGAGACUAUUUUAAGCUGGAAAAUCAGAUCAAGGGUGACGUUAUAGUCACGUCGCCACCAUGGGGCGGUCCAGAAUACAGUAAAAUGGAUGUGAUCGGGCCGUUGGAUCUGUAUAUGGAUAAAAUUCUGGAAGUGGGGAAAACGAUUGCCCCAAAAAUACUGUUACAUCUCCCCAAAAACCUUAAUAAAAAUGAGUGUUGGAAAAUGUGCAACGGAGUUGGUGCCAGCCUCCGAAAAAUAGAAAAUGUGUUUAUGAACAAGUACCUCAACUCGACGUUGUUCUAUGUCCGAUCCAAUAAUGUAAGUUAUAAGUCAUUGUGUAUUUAACACAAUAAAAGCAUAAUAAAACAAUAAUUAAUAGACUAUAUUAAUAUAGUACCUACCUACUAAAUUAAUUUAAUAUUCCUGACCGUACCUGCGCAUAAUUAUAAUAAUUUAUUAUUUAUGUUUGAAUUCAUUAGAACGAUGCCGUAUCAGACGUUCCUCCCAAAC
Messenger RNA from Acyrthosiphon pisum (pea aphid), 1025 nucleotides. RefSeq names its product trimethylguanosine synthase-like. Lineage: Eukaryota; Metazoa; Arthropoda; Insecta; Hemiptera; Aphididae. The record is from RefSeq and is a predicted model, not a curated record. Gene Ontology annotation, cellular component: nucleus. Gene Ontology annotation, biological process: 7-methylguanosine cap hypermethylation. The coding region runs from base 429 to 860 and encodes 143 amino acids. Gene Ontology annotation, molecular function: RNA cap trimethylguanosine synthase activity. The transcript has 2 exons.